GGCUGGGGGAAGAAAGUUAGGGCGGAGGUGGGGCUGCGAAGGAGGAAGAGGGAGAGCUGGGCGGCGGCGGCGGCUGUAGGUUGCACGACGGUGGCGGCAGUCCCCAAGGCCGACGAUGGACAGCCAGGGCAGGAAGGUGGUGGUGUGCGACAACGGCACCGGGUUUGUGAAGUGUGGAUAUGCAGGCUCUAAUUUUCCAGAACACAUCUUCCCAGCUUUGGUUGGAAGACCUAUUAUCAGAUCAACCACCAAAGUGGGAAACAUUGAAAUCAAGAAUAACAAAAAGAUGGAUCUAAUGGUUGGUGAUGAGGCAAGUGAAUUACGCUCAAUGUUAGAAGUUAACUACCCUAUGGAAAAUGGCAUAGUACGGAAUUGGGAUGACAUGAAACAUCUGUGGGACUAUACAUUUGGACCAGAGAAACUUAACAUAGAUACCAGAAACUGUAAAAUCUUACUUACAGAACCUCCUAUGAAUCCAACCAAAAACAGAGAGAAGAUUGUAGAGGUAAUGUUCGAAACGUACCAGUUUUCUGGAGUGUAUGUAGCCAUCCAGGCAGUUCUGACUUUGUAUGCUCAAGGUUUACUUACUGGUGUGGUGGUGGACUCUGGAGAUGGUGUGACUCACAUUUGCCCCGUGUAUGAAGGGUUUUCUCUGCCUCACCUCACCAGGAGACUGGAUAUUGCUGGGAGAGAUAUUACCAGAUACCUUAUUAAGUUGCUUUUGUUGCGAGGAUAUGCCUUCAACCACUCUGCUGAUUUUGAAACAGUUCGCAUGAUUAAAGAAAAACUGUGUUAUGUUGGAUAUAAUAUUGAGCAAGAACAGAAACUGGCCUUAGAAACCACAGUAUUAGUUGAAUCUUACACACUCCCAGAUGGACGCAUUAUCAAAGUUGGGGGAGAGAGAUUUGAAGCCCCAGAAGCUUUAUUUCAGCCUCAUUUGAUCAAUGUUGAAGGCGUUGGUGUUGCUGAAUUGCUUUUUAACACAAUUCAGGCAGCUGACAUUGAUACCAGAUCUGAAUUCUAUAAACACAUCGUGCUUUCUGGAGGGUCUACUAUGUACCCUGGCCUGCCAUCACGAUUGGAAAGAGAACUGAAACAACUUUACUUGGAACGAGUUUUAAAGGGAGAUGUGGAAAAGCUUUCUAAAUUCAAGAUCCGCAUUGAAGACCCACCUCGCAGAAAGCACAUGGUGUUCUUGGGUGGUGCAGUUCUAGCAGAUAUCAUGAAAGACAAAGACAACUUUUGGAUGACCCGACAAGAGUAUCAAGAAAAGGGUGUUCGUGUGCUAGAGAAACUCGGUGUGACUGUGCGAUAAACUCUCCAGCUUGUUCCCAUCACACCCCUAAUGCUUUCUUUUUUUUCCUUGAUUGCCAAUCUUUGAAUUCAUUUAACUCCUGGACAUGGAAGAGGCUUCUCUGCCCUUUAACAAGAAAGGUCAAGUUUUAUUCUGGUGUCUUGGGAAAGCUUUGUUAAAUUUUUGUUAAUGUGGGUACAAACACAACGAAAGGGCAAAGGUUCUGUCUUUCUCUUUUUUUCUUCUAGAUAGGCAUUUAGAUCUCCUGUAGGCUUCCUGUUUUCCCUUUACUGCUCUAAUGCUGCUUGUUUUAGUCUUUAGCACACUAGGUGGUCUGCAUUUAUUAGCA
Molecule: messenger RNA, 1643 nt
Organism: Ochotona princeps (American pika)
Lineage: Eukaryota; Metazoa; Chordata; Mammalia; Lagomorpha; Ochotonidae
Gene: ACTR2
Product: actin related protein 2
Exons: 10
Coding region: 116-1315 (399 amino acids)
Biological process (GO): Arp2/3 complex-mediated actin nucleation
Cellular component (GO): actin cortical patch; Arp2/3 protein complex
Molecular function (GO): actin filament binding
Source: RefSeq, a predicted model, not a curated record